Caenorhabditis remanei is the source of this 915-nucleotide messenger RNA. RefSeq lists its product as uncharacterized. The transcript has 4 exons. The coding region runs from base 1 to 915 and encodes 304 amino acids. The record is from RefSeq and is a predicted model, not a curated record. NCBI's taxonomy places the organism in Eukaryota, Metazoa, Nematoda, Chromadorea, Rhabditida, Rhabditidae.
AUGAUCUUCUCCAAGCUAAUCUCGUUAACACCGGUAGAGGAGGCAGUUGAUGAGCUCAGAACGAAAUUUCGUCACUCACAAGAUAUCAUGAAACCGAUUGAAAAGCUGUUCAAGAAAAGCUCCAAAAAGAAGGUUAUUAAUAAUGACGAGUGGCAACAUGUGGACUUGGACAAGUACUACACCUUGAAUCUCUACAUGCCGCCAGAGGAAGUUGGAUACGGUUGGAUCAAAACUGCUGCGAAAGCAAGAGAGAGAAAUAAACACGAUCUCUUCCACAUUCUUUGCAAAGAGCGAAUUGGCUCAAAAAACUACGAUGCUAUCUCAAAGAUUAACUCGGAUCACGGUGUUUUGGAGGCCAGUCUUGGUGAUAUUGAAGAGCAACACGUCAAAGUGUGGAUGGGAAAAAUGAGAAUCAAAUUCAGUUUUAACGAGAGGACCAAAGGACCAAUCAGAUUCGAUUUUGACCGUAUCGUCCGGGAUUACUACGAGACCUUCAUAAUCGUGGAGAGAUGCCUUAAGGAACAAAAUUGUCUGACCAAGUUUCAGAUUUUGGAUGCUUUCUACCACAGACUCAACGCUGUUGUCGUUUUCCUUUUGAUCGAAGUAUGCGAGGCUCAAAUGAAGUACGGUGGCUUCGAUUCAUCUGAUGAGCACAGAAAAGAAGUCUACCAAUUGUCCACUUUCAUCAUCGCCGCGUUGCUUAUGUACAAGAAAGUCACAACUAUUGUGAACGAUAACCGAGAAAAAGAGCGUACCGCGUUGGGCGAGAACAAUCCUAAUUAUGUUGGAUGUGACAUUUUUGCAUUUGUUUUUCCCGAAUCUACCACUUUUUACUCUCGCCCCAAGCUCAUCACCUCUUCAACGGCAUCAUGCAGUUUUCAGGAAGUCGACAAUGUUCAAGUUUACUUUAGUUAG